Hippocampus comes (tiger tail seahorse) is the source of this 1860-nucleotide messenger RNA. RefSeq names its product GDP-D-glucose phosphorylase 1 (gene gdpgp1). Gene Ontology annotation, cellular component: cytoplasm. The record is from RefSeq and is a predicted model, not a curated record. Gene Ontology annotation, molecular function: GDP-D-glucose phosphorylase activity. The coding region runs from base 606 to 1673 and encodes 355 amino acids. Lineage: Eukaryota; Metazoa; Chordata; Actinopteri; Syngnathiformes; Syngnathidae. Gene Ontology annotation, biological process: glucose metabolic process. The transcript has a single exon.
UUUUAUUUUGGCAUCCCAAAAAGAAAAUGCAAGCGCCAGUGUAGAACAUUUAACGGAACACGAUGUUGUCGGAGCCAUGCUGAUGUUAAAAACAAACGUAUUAAGGUGUACGGAAAGCGCGUUGUUUGACCGUACCUAUGCAAUGGUGUCAUUAAUAUCAUGAUGACACAUUUGUUCACUUUAUCUUAUCGAGAUGAUGGGAACUAAACUGUAACCCCCGGUCAGAAAAAUAUGAAAUAGGUUUUAUUUUGAUAUCUCAAACCGGAAAUACAAAUACCAACGAAGAAGAAUAGCGUAACUAACCAGGAAAUAACAAGUGAUCAACAUUUUUAAAACGUGCUCAUCUGUAUGUAAAGUGUUUUGUGUGACGUGCCUGUAUUGUAGUAUAUACAGCUUAGUUGAAUAUUUGUUGUUAUUGUGUUCCAAGUGAAAUACUUUCAUUUCAUUUUAUCCGAUGGGUGAGAACUGAACAGAUGGCAUUCAACUGAACUGGACGACUGUGAAGAUGACGCAAGCAUGUUUGUGCACAAGUGGCGUGAAACGUCAUUCGUUUUAUUUUUAUUUAUUUAUUUUUUUGAUAACUUAGCUCAUCUCUAGAACCACCCAUGGCAGUCCAAUUUGUCUACAGGAACCAGGACUUUAUACAGGAUGUACGCGUCAAUACUGAUAACGUAUCCCUGUCGGCAUGUAAAUCGAGGUUCGAUUCAGCCAUUCAAACUGGAUGGACGGACAGAAUGGAAAGGGGACUCUUUCGGUACCGUUUGGGAGACUUACAAACACGUGUCCUGCCUGGCACAUGCGGUUUUGUGGCCCAGUUAAAUGUCAAGAGAGGAAUGGAGAGAAGAAAGCCUCAGGAGAUCCUCAGUAUUCAGCAAGACUUCAACGCCAAACAGUUUAAUUUCAACAAGGUCAAUCCAGAUGAGAUCAUAUUUGAGAUGAUCAAGGAGUCCGAGGAUGGGCAUGAAAUUGGGAGUCUACCCUACAAGACAGUUGUCUUGGUCAAUGUCAGCCCUCUGGAGUUUGGACAUUGUCUUUUUGUUCCAGAUCCAGCACGCUGCUUCCCUCAAAUCCUCACAAGGCCUGCAAUUCAAGUUGGUAUCGAAUCGGUGCUGCUCAGCUCUGAUCCAGCCUUUCGCAUGGGCUUCAACAGUUUAGGAGCGUUUGCAUCUGUCAAUCAUCUACACCUCCAUGGAUAUUACCUGAAGCACAAGCUCAAUAUUGAAUACAUGUCCGUCCGGCCGCUUCUUCCUGAAAAAGGAUUUUACGCAUUAGCCGGAUUUCCUGCAGGGUUUCUCUUCUACACUGAAUCAGAGGGAGUGAAGGAUGUUGCCAGUGCCAUCUGUCAUGUCACUGACUACCUAAUGGAGGCCAAUGUUGCUCACAACCUCUUCAUGACCAGAGGAUGCCCACCCUGUGCAGAGGAUGACAAGUUAUUAAGAAAAGGCGUACGCAUCGCCGUGUGGCCCAGAGUAGCUUGUUUUGGUACCAAAGAGGAGUCCGCUCUCAACGUUGCUCUCUGCGAGCUUGCUGGCCAUCUACCCUUUAAGAACAAGAAGGACUAUGAGGUCAACACUGAGUCAGAUGUGAUAGAAACAAUUCAGCAUUAUCUUUUACCGCAUGAAGAUUUUCUUCAACUGGAAAAGCAGCUGACUCAACAUUUAAUGAUGCUGUAAAGUUUGGACAAAGAAUGUCAAGUGGUGUUCAGUGCUUAUGAUAUUAAUAAAUGACAAUGUGUAAUUUUUUUCAGGGCUGAUACCGAUUAUUGUAGUCAAGGAGGCUGAUACUGUAUUUGAAGCCGAUAUUUAUUUUCAGUAAAAGUGAUAAUAUUGCAAUCAAAUUUUACAAAAUAAAAUAAACUCC